AUGUCACAGUACUCGCCGUCCUUCGGCCGAUCACCACCACCACCACCUUCGCCACCACUUACGGCACCAAUAGCAGAACCGGAACAUGAUGUCUCCGACAGUAGGAAUGGAACCGUUCGACAGCCCCCAAAUACAGAAGAGCAAUUGCUUGAGGUGGAGAUACUGGAGGUGCUUGAAGAAGCCCGCAAUGGGAAUGGAGUCCACCACGCGGUACCUUGCAAGGCUUCGCCUACCAUUCCAAUCCAACCUAUCGCA
Messenger RNA from Haemonchus placei, 255 nucleotides. The record is from the annotation of a GenBank genome assembly. NCBI's taxonomy places the organism in Eukaryota, Metazoa, Nematoda, Chromadorea, Rhabditida, Trichostrongylidae.